GCCAUUAUACCCAACAACUCCCAUAGAAGCCAGUACCGAUCCUCCCUCCCCAGUAAAAAAAAACAAAAAAAAGGGAUCAUGCAUGCGGGCCGGGGGGGGCAGGGGGCCCUCUGAUCGGGAUCAUGCAACCCUUGUAUGCAACCCUUGUAUUGGAUCAAGAAGACAAAAUCCAGGCUCAGUCCUAUCUUGCGCGCCCGGCGGGACACCGACAUUUCCGCUCUCGUUUCUUGACAAGUUGAAUACAACGCAAAAUACUAGUACGAAUGAAUACUAGUAUUCUCGAUUUCCUGAGGUCAUUCGCAUGUCUUGUUCACGAUCACUCAAUCCAGUUUGAGCCUGUACGCUUGAGUACAUAGCAAGCACAGACGUUGUCGGAUCCACACGUCGCCAGCGCUCAUCAGAUGCAGAUCAGUCUCAGUGCGUAUAAAGAGCUGUUGCACGGUGGAAUAUAAUUCUUCUGAAAUUCGAUGUUCUACAAAUCCAUCAGUUGUAUUUCACUCAUAUUGUAAUAGGAUGUAGACCAGGCUUUAUUGUCACAUCGACUGGACCAGGGUGACUGGAUCACUUUGAUUUUUGGUGGAUUUAAUAAUAAUUCUUAUUCAUGAUGGGCAAAAAUCGCAGAAGAAUAUGUCUAUUUGACAUGGACGGGACAAUAACACACACUCGAAUGACGAUAGAGCCCGAAAUGGUUGAUGUCCUGUUGGAGCUUCAGACUGACAUUCCAAUCGGUUUGAUCACCGGCUCAGACAUCAAGAGUGUGGAAGAUCAACUCGGUCACGAUCUCCUUCAGAUAUUCGAUUACGUCUUCGUAGAGAACGGCAUGGUGGCGUAUCAGAAGGGACAGGUCUUUGCUAAAAAGAAUAUGUCUGAGCAAAUUGGAGAGGAAAAAUUACAAGAGGUCAUCAACUUCGUGCUACAUUAUCUGGCUGACUUACAUCUCCCGAUCAAAAGAGGAUGUUUUGUGGAAUGUCGAACGGGUAUGAUCAAUAUUUGCCCUAUGGGACGAUGCAACUCAACACUUGAGGACAGAAGGAUAUUUUGUGAAUAUGACAAGAAACACAAAGUCAGAGAGAAGAUGGUAAAAACACUCCGGGAGAGAUUUUCUUCCAGUGGGCUUAAAUUUUCUAUAGGAGGGCAAACAAGCUUUGAUGUGUACCCGAUGGGAUGGGAUAAGACCUUCUGUUUGCAAUACUUGGAUCAAGAGUAUGAAGAGAUAUACUUCUUUGGCGAUAGAACAUCAAAGGAUGGCAAUGACUACGAGAUCUUUCACGAUAGCAGGACUAUCAGCCACACUGUAACCAGUCCGGAACACACCAAGCAACUCUUACAACAACUGUUCUUCAGUCAGCAACCAAACACAGACUCAUGAGUGUCAUCUGACUGUCUUGGGACUACUUUUACAGCAUCAGUACUCUGUGUAGGACUGGCACGAGACUUGCCAAUUCGUGUCCAGAUCGAAACGCUUCCACUGCCUGGCUCCCUGGAUGACUGAAAGUUGGUCAGGAAGCAGGCACAGUGUCCAAAUACCACAGAUGGGAGGAUUACGCAGCUCCUGUCAAUUGCUCUUCAGACAGUUUUUCUUUUCUGCAAAACCAAUCCUUGGAAAUUAUACGUUAACUAAUUACUAAAGUAAGCCAGAGUCAUACAGCUUGGCCAAUUUCAACACGUGGUUGCAUAGAACAGUAGUCAUCACUCUUGAGGUUAUGGAUGUAGAAUUGAGCCAUGCUGAUCUUUUUAUAAAGCUUGGACACUUCAUCAUCAGACUCCAGCACCUCUCAGCCAGGUUGGCUUUGUAAGAAUCAAACAAUAGUUUUAAUCAGUCCAGUCUAGGAUAGCUUGCUUUUCUAUGAGCAAUUUGUCUCUUUUGUUUAUCCAGGUUCUCCACCAAUUAUCUCCAAUAGCUCCAUGGUGUUGUUAUAUAAUCGUCCAAACAGUAUUGAUUUUUGCUAUUCUGUAAAACCAAUCAUGGGCAAAAUGGUGGAACAUAUGAACAAUACAAGUCGUGCUUCAUGAAAAAGCAUGCUAAUUCUAAGCACAAUUCAGGAAAAGUAUACCGAAUACAUGUAUCUAUGAAAGAGCUUUAAUAGGCCUGUGUUCAUGUCCAGUCUAUUAUGUGUACCAAGCAAAUGAUUUUUUUUCCAAGCAGUAAUUAGAAAAAAAAUUGUUGUAGGUGCCUGGUUUUUCACUGAUAUUUCUAAAUAGGUGAAAUACCUACACCUGGGGAGCGUUUCAGCAAUAUUUUCAUCCGACAAGUUGUCAGAUCUGACAUCUUUCCAUGAUUUUGAUUGGCAGAGAGGCACUGUUCCUAUGGUAACUGUCGGCUAAAAUGGGACUUGUCGGAUAAAACGGCCGACAAGUCCUUUCAUGAAACGCCACCCUGAAGUGGACGAGAAAUCCUAAAAAUCAAACAUGUUUUUUUUUUCUUAAUUUUUUUUUUUUUAAUGAGUACACUUUUCAUUCAUAAUAAUCCUUCAAUUUGGGUACAGGUUUAUCAGCUUCAGUUUUGGCUAGUGGAUACUAAAUAUCACAAUUCAAACAAGGCUCUGUACAGGAACCACCUGGCUCUCUUAAGCAACAUAUUAAACUAAAAUUAAUUGAAUCAAUAUACCUCUAUCUUCCCAGGGACAUGGCCAGCCGUAUGAGCUAUUUUUAUACAUAACAAUAAAUGGUAUGAAAUCAUUUGUUCGGUGUUUGUUAAGGUAUUUAUGACCAUACCAUUUAGAGAAAGAGAAAUAAAUCGUGAAGCAUGGCCUUUCAAGUUUAUGUGAAUAUUAUUUUCAAACCAAAGUGAUGAAAUCAUAUUCAUUAAAAAUAUAUAUACCUAAGAUCGAAGAGGCUUUUUGAUGUCAUCAUGGCAUAUAGUAUCUACAUGUACAUGAUAUAUUUGAAAUUUGUAUGAAAUAUACACAACAUUGCCAUUUUGAAACAAAAAUGAUAAUUCAGUCAGCCCUCCCUCAGAUGAAGUGGGAAUAUUUGGUCAAAUUAGAAAAAUAGUAUCAGGCUCAACCUUUCAGUAUUUUCGAUGAACAUUGAUUUAGCUGGAUAAUUUGAUAUGAUGUAUCUAUUUUUAUCAUGAUAUACUUGUUCAUUCUUGUAUUAAUUAAUUGUAGUCUGUAACAGUUAUUCCAGAUUUUCAAACCCUCUUUUAUAUAUUUUCUGUAGAUUUUUUUCUGAUUACGAGACAGAUUUUACUAAUGGUUUUUAUUAUGCAGUUUUCUAGCUACAGCUCAUUUCUUUUAUCGAUCCAAAGGGUGUGACCAAAUUUUAUUGACACUUAGUGUUUAAGCUUCACAUUUACUGUCUUACAACACAUUACCAUACAUUUCCAUUGAAUGACCUUUGUAAAUAUAAAGUUAUUUCAUAAUCUGAAAUUGACAGAGUUUGUAUAUUUGAAUAUUUAAGUUCUAUAUUUUGUGGCCUUUGAAAAAUAUUUUGGUGUUAUUAGCAAGUGUUUCUGUAAUUUUUUUAAAUAGGAAAUUCUGGUAGCAGUGCUAGAAAUACAUGGCAAAAAUAUGAAUCACAUUUCAGAUUCAGCUGAAUUUAUUUCACAUCUCUUUAAAAAUACAUAAAUAUAAAUAAAAUUUCACUGUCAUACUUUCAGUAGAAAGAUAUGUUAUCCUUGGGUGAAGUUUCUGCUGGUCAGACUUUUGACUGCCUGAUUGAGAAAAUAAGUUUCUAACAGUCAACCAUAUAAUAUUAGGUUCUUUUCUUGCACAUAUCGCUGCCUGAGCUUCUUGGGUGUAAAGCUGUCCAAAUAGAACAUUGUAUUGAUACUACCUUUCAAAAUUGCUUCCAUUCCAUUUGAUGGCAAGGCAAACAAUUUUUUGUUAUGUAUUGAAUGAUUAAACCAUUAUAAUCCAAGAAAUUCUAGAUCACACAUUGGCGUUGAAACAAAAAGAAUGGAUAUUAAAAAAUUAAGAUAUAUUUAAACUGCCAUUGCUAGAUUCAUAUACAGUGAAAUCUGCUUUAGUGACCACUGGACAGACUGACUGGAUAUAAAGACCACAGAUUUGGUUUUCCUAGAGGUUUUUGUUAUUGAAACCUGUCUGAAAGGACCACCUGCACAAAGAGUUAUUUCCCUUGUCUAGUGUUUAUAAUAUACAGAUUUCACUCUGUUUAGAAAAUUAAUAAGUAGGUUGGUUAAACUGUUUUAAAAAAAUGCAGAGCUAUUUCAUUCUUCUACAUGUUUACAUACAAUAUAUAUAUGCCUACUUUAUUUAUUAGCUUCAAGAAUAAUUGGCAUUUCACUAGAUAGUGGAAUAUCUGUAUACUAUCCAGUAAAGGACCAAUUUGGUUUUGGUGUGUGAGGCAUUUCAAUGCAAUAAUAGUGUGUUGUAUUAAUUUAUUUUUUUCUAUUAAGCCUAGAUUUUAAGGAGAAUUCUAUUUUUCUUUUCUUCAAUAUGAAGUGUUUAUAGACAAACUGUCAAUACAAAAUGCCAGUAAUGGAACAGAUAUCUUGCUAUACACAUAAUUCAUUGCCAUAGUAUUUUAGUUGGGUAUAAUUGGUUUUGCAUAUGUACUGCAUGAAACAUACCUCUGUUAAUUCCUUUUAAUUGCAACAUAUGUUGUAUUUUGUUCAUUAUUGUUAUUUCCAAACUGCACUUCUCUCAAAGAAUGAGAGGAAGAUAUGAGAUACGCCUGCUCAUGUACAUAUACAAGUUCUGAGUAUGUUACAAUAAAUGCUAUUGUAUUUUGAUGGGUUUUAUGAUGCCCAUGUAGAUUAAUCAUUCCAUACCAGAUGGUAUUCCUCAUAAAAACGAUAUGUAAUUUAUUGAGGAGUAUCUGUCAAAGAGAAACAAUAAUUCAAAAUUUUGAGUUGAUAUUUCAAAUUAUUGCCCCAUGUAUCAAGAUCGAUAGAAAUAAUUCAAACACCGUUUUAUGCCCAGAAAAAUCAAAUGCCUAUUUCACUACCCUUCUAGAGAUGUUCUUAUUUUCAUAAUUUUUUAAUUCAAUGACGGUUAACUUCCCCCUUUUACUGCUGAAUUUCAUUCAUUAUGACACUGCAUAUCAUUGUGUUACUUGUGCAUAUGAAAAAUGUUUUUUUUUAGUUACAUAGUGGUAGUUUUUAUACUUUGCUUAAACAAGAUUAUUUAUAUUUUGUUUAUAAUGGGGGAAAUCCAUUCACCUUCAUUCUAAAAGUGGAUUAACAAUUGCUUAGCUGGCAGGAGAAAUUAAAUGAACAGCAAACCAUGAAAAAAGAUAAACUUGGUGAUUCUACAUCAAAAGAUGUUGGAAACAAAACCAUUGUUACAUCCAGUAUCCAUGUUGCACGUUGUAACCUCAAUCCAUUCUUAGUGGUUUGCAUAUAUAUUGAGUAAAAAUAUAUUUGAACCGCACUCUUGAUACUUAUCUAAAUAAUUCAAGCACAAGCGAUUCUCUCAAUAUGAGAUUAAAAUCUUUAUUUUGUCAAGGAAUUUAUGCUGGUGGUUGUAGAAUGAAUGUAUAUAUGCAUAGAUCUAUAUGUAUACCCUAAAGAAGGGUAUGCCAUAUCAAUGUUUUAUAACAAGAAUAUUUUUACAUGAAUUAAAAUCAGAAAUAGGUAAAAUUAAA
Messenger RNA from Lytechinus pictus (painted urchin), 5550 nucleotides. RefSeq lists its product as uncharacterized. The record is from RefSeq and is a predicted model, not a curated record. The transcript has 7 exons. Gene Ontology annotation, molecular function: phosphomannomutase activity. NCBI's taxonomy places the organism in Eukaryota, Metazoa, Echinodermata, Echinoidea, Temnopleuroida, Toxopneustidae. Bases 602 to 1369 code for a protein of 255 amino acids. Gene Ontology annotation, biological process: protein N-linked glycosylation; GDP-mannose biosynthetic process; mannose metabolic process. Gene Ontology annotation, cellular component: cytosol.